AUGCUUCGUCUCACAGCUUUGGUGCCGGCUCUCGCCGCUCUAGCUGCUGCCCACUCGUCUUAUGGCAGCGCACCGCCCUCCUCCUCGCCCACUCCAAGCAGCUACCCUGUGCCGAAGUAUGGCGGCGCGCUUCCCAACUAUGGUGCACCUCAGUGCUUGGAAUCUGCGACCAUAAACGCGCCGGUCAAGGAUUGCGCUGGCACCUAUACUUUCCUCGGCUCCAAACUUUUCAAGGAAGGAGCAUUCGAUCCUGCCCGAUGCGCCGCUGCCUGCGAUGCCAACACCAAGUGCGCUGCAUUUGGUACUUACAUUUUGACUACCACCGACAGGUCCGGUGCCUCAACAGUACAGGGCCAGAAGUGUGCCUUCUACACUUCGUACUGGGACGGAAAGAAGUACGGCAAGAACACUGGCACCUACAACGACAGCGCCGGUACGAAAAACACUUUCAGCUCCAGCUUCUUCUACAGUCGUGCAGACCGACAGCCCAUUUGCAAGAUCGACACCUGUGUCGCGCCGCCAGUCGUCCCUGGCUACAAGGACUUUACCCCAAUCUUUGGUACCUGGGAGAACGGCGAGAUCGGUAUCAACAAUGGAGUAGUUGGAUAUGGUGUUUCGUCAGAUAUUGAAUUGCCUUUCUCUGUCGGUAUCGGAGGACAGCUUGGUUCUACGGUCACUGUCGGUGUCGAUGGUUACAUAAAUAUUGCCGGCAAUACCCUUAACGCCUUCACGGGCCAGGGAGGCGGAUUGUACCUCUACGGCGGAGUUCCCAACGGCGACGAUGGUCUCUUCUACCGCGUCGCUGGUGUUCCCGGAGCUCGCACUGUGGUCUUCUCAUGGUACGCUGGUACACUCAACUUUGGUCACAACCAGAACCAUUUCACCGUCACGCUGUUCGAGAACCUUCCGGGCUACGUGCAGUACAAGUACUACGACAUCAUCGAGGACCCCUACCCGAAUGCUCUGGUCGCUGUCCAAAUCGGCGGGUCUGCGAAAGUCUUGCUCCCGGCCCAAGUCACAGUCGCUGUCGGUACACAGGUUUCAAUCUAUGCUCCUGGCUCGCUGGACUCCGUGAAAUACCAAACAGCGCUAUUCAACCGUGUCGACUGCUGCACCACCAACACUUUCCACAAGUGGCACGUCUGUACCGAGUUCCAACCGCCUGUUCCCGACAGCCUUGCUCCGGCUCAUGCAUAG
This is a messenger RNA of Dissoconium aciculare CBS 342.82, 1197 nucleotides long. RefSeq lists its product as uncharacterized. The transcript has a single exon. The record is from RefSeq and is a predicted model, not a curated record. Lineage: Eukaryota; Fungi; Ascomycota; Dothideomycetes; Mycosphaerellales; Dissoconiaceae. Bases 1 to 1197 code for a protein of 398 amino acids.